Molecule: messenger RNA, 705 nt
Organism: Mollisia scopiformis
Lineage: Eukaryota; Fungi; Ascomycota; Leotiomycetes; Helotiales; Mollisiaceae
Product: ribosomal protein S10
Exons: 2
Biological process (GO): translation
Cellular component (GO): small ribosomal subunit; ribosome; mitochondrion
Molecular function (GO): structural constituent of ribosome
Source: RefSeq, a predicted model, not a curated record
AGCUUGAACCCAACCUCUCCCCCAGAGAUAACACACGAAUCAGACGUCUCCGACCUCGCAGAAAACGACAUCCGCCUCCCGCGCUCCGUCCAAGCAGUCUACCUGCGGCCCCUCAAACGCAGACCCAAAUACGGAGUCCCGACCUGCGAUCUCCAGCUGCGGUCCUAUAGCAUCCGCAAUCUCGAAUUCUUCUGCGAUUUCGCCAUCCGAGCAGCCUAUUAUUUGGGUCUGCCGGCUUCGGGACCGGUUACCUUGCCAAGGAUUACGGAGAGAUGGACGGUUCCCAGGGGCAGUUUUAUUCAUAAAAAGAGUCAGGAGAAUUUUGAGAGGAGGACUGUGAGGAGGUUGAUCCAGAUUAAGGAUGGGGAGGCGGAGACGCAGGAGUUGUGGUUGGCGUUUUUGAGGAAGUAUUCAUACUAUGGCAUUGGAAUGAAGGCCAAUGUUUGGGAGUUUAGUAAAUUGAAUGUUGGCAAGGAGAUGGAUGCUCAGAUGGAGAAGAUGAAGGAUGUGUUGGAGCCUACGUUGAAUAACUUGGCGUUCAAUAAGAAGAGCAAGUUGGCAAAGAAGCCUGUUUCUACGAUAAACAAGGCGGUCUUUAGACAGGCUUCUGGUGCUAGUGGCCCUAUGCAAGAUAAGAGACCGAAGGGUACAUGGCCGGUUGGGAGGGAAAGUUUCAUUCCGUCGCAGAGAGAAUUGGAUGAAUAG